Molecule: messenger RNA, 1185 nt
Organism: Suillus subaureus
Lineage: Eukaryota; Fungi; Basidiomycota; Agaricomycetes; Boletales; Suillaceae
Exons: 5
Coding region: 1-1185 (394 amino acids)
Source: RefSeq, a predicted model, not a curated record
AUGUCAGUGGUUCCAUUUCCACUCCCAUGUUCCACCGCCCACCGUGUUCGCAUAGCCUCCGUCAUCUCUCCUCUCAAGCGCGUUCGUCCAAGAGCUCCAUUCUAUGAACUCUCUGCUCAUCGUGUUCCAACCCUCUGGUCAUUAUACCGAGGUUUGCUCAGGCAUGCGCCAGGGGAAAACAUCCAAUUUCGUGUGCGAAUGAUGUUCAGGAAGAACCAGCACGUUGUGAAGGCGCAUUCUGUGAAAGAGCAACUAGUAAUGGGAUACAAGUGGUUAGAAUCUUUCAAGCGCGCGAAGCAAGGUGAUAUCAAAUUUCAGAGCGUUUUCAGCAGGUAUGAAAGAAUGAUUGCAACCAAGCGCGAGAAGACCGCUUGGAAAAUGCGUAUACUAGAAGCUUUCAACUGGGAAGCCAAGCUCCGCAGUCGUCCUAUUUUCAAAGGCUCCUUCAUCCGUCCCUCGUUUGACAAUAAACUCCUUCCUCGCCUGAUCCCUCAGCCUGCUCACAUAACCGGAAUGAUCGUGCGCCGACGUCUUGCGCGUGACCGUCGGUGGGAGCAACGUGAAACACUGAAGAGCUGGGCACAUGACUUACGGUACGAGAGUCUCUUCGAGCACGCGUUGCUCAAGAGUGCACGAGGCGAGACUGUGGGUGCGGCUCGGCACACGAAGGGCAAAAUGUUGGGGGAUCAUGCCAACCGAUGUGCAGGAGAGUUAGAUGAGCCCUUCCUCAAGCGCCAGGCCGAACUGAAGGAAUGCAUGAUGCGCGAUAUUUCACGGUAUCGUGCUGCACCGCCUACUGACCUCGUACUGCAAGGUAAACAAGCACGUCGAGAAAAGGUGGCAAACAAAACAAUUCAAAGACAGCGUGAACGUUCUGGUGAAGUUACUGCUGCCACCAUUAAACGCCGGCGGAGCGCACCGCCUGCACACGUCCGAGAACUUAUGGCCCCAAGGCAACUGCUAGUGGACAGGGCGAUAAGGGAAGCAAGCGAGGGCGGGUGGUCGGGUGCUGUUAAGGCGCACAUGGGUGUCCAUAUGCACAUGCCUGAAAAAUGGAAGGCCGAGGGCGGGUGGGAAGAUGAAGAAAAGAAGAAACUUCUGGAUGAUAUGGAGAGGGAGAUUCGGGCGGAGAAUGAGAGACGAAAAAAACACAGUAAGCUGGAUGCUGCCUCCUUUUCUGAGUAG